This is a messenger RNA of Miscanthus lutarioriparius, 1014 nucleotides long. The record is from the annotation of a GenBank genome assembly. Lineage: Eukaryota; Viridiplantae; Streptophyta; Magnoliopsida; Poales; Poaceae.
AUGGACACCACCGCUCCCAACGCCGGUGUGGAUGCGUUCAUAGAGGAUAUGCAAGGUUUGGAUUUCCUUUCUGCCUUCCAAUUUCGUUGCCUAGAGCUACAAUUGAUUGAUGGCCAUAAGCAAGAGUGCUCCACGCCGUCUCCUGCAAAGGCCAUCCUGAACCGAGCCGACACUACUACCACCACAGCCAACGGCGGCAGCGGCACCACCCCGGCUGCCCCCGUCGCCAUUGCCAUGCCUUCGCUUCCUCACCCGCCGCCACUGGACGCCGACGAGUUCCGCAGGCAAGGACGCCUAGUCGUGGACUUCAUCGCGGACUACUACGCGCGCAUCGACGAGUACCCCGUGCGCCCGGACGUCGCUCCGGGGUUCCUGGCCCGGCAGCUUCCCGAGGCAGCGCCAGCGUGGCCAGAGCCCGACGCGCUCGCCGCGGCGCUGCGCGACGUCCGCGACCUCGUCCUGCCGGGCGUCACGCACUGGCAGAGCCCCCGCCACUUCGCGCACUUCGCGGCCACGGCCAACAACGUGGGCGCCCUCGGCGAGGCCCUCGCUGCGGGGCUUAACGUGAACCCGUUCACGUGGGCCGCCUCGCCGGCCGCCACCGAGCUCGAGGUCGUCGUCAUCAUCGACUGGGCGUUGCACCUCCCGGAGAGCCUGCUGUUCUCCGGAGGCGGCGGGGGCACGCUGCUGGGGACGUCCUGCGAGACCAUGCUCUGCACCAUCGUCGCCGCCAGAGACCGAAAGCUCGCCGAGGUAGGCGAGGAGCGGAUGGGAGACCUCGUGGUCUACUGCUCCGACCAGACCCACUUCUCCUUCCAGAAGGCCGCGCGCAUCGCCGGCAUUCGCCGGGGAAACUGCCGCGAGGUACCGACGUCCAAGGAGAGCGGCUUCACUCUCUCGCCCAAGGCGCUGGCCGCGGCGGUGCGCGCUGACGAGGCGGCGGGCAAGGUCCUGCUAUUCCUGUGCGCGCUGACGAGGCGGCGGGCAAGGUCCUGCUGUUCCUGUGCACGCUGA